UAUCAAUCUGUGUAUAUAUACAGUCUGGCAUGGGAUUUAUAGACUCAUUGGUUCAUUUUACUUCUUCUUCUUCUUCUUCACUGCCUCAUUGAUUUUUAACUUUAAAGAAUAUCUGCAGGAGUUUCAAAGAGAGACCAACAUGGAAGAUCGUUGUUUAAUCAAGAACGAUGUGACUGAAUUGAUCGGUAACACACCAAUGGUGUAUCUCAACAAAAUUGCUGACGGUUGCGUGGCCCGUAUUGCAGCCAAGCUUGAGACGAUGGAGCCUUGCUCUAGCAUAAAAGACAGAAUCGCUUAUAGUAUGAUCAAAGAUGCAGAAGACAAAGGAUUGAUUACACCUGGAGAGAGUACAUUGAUUGAGCCAACAGCUGGUAACACCGGUAUCGGUUUAGCGUGCAUUGGUGCUGCAAGAGGCUAUAAAGUGAGUAUUUUGAUGUCCUCGGCUAUGAGCUUAGAGAGGAGAAUCAUUCUAAGAGCAUUAGGUGCAGAGCUACAUCUCACUGAUAGGAGCAUUGGCCUUAAAGGAAUGCUGGAGAAAAGUGAAGAGAUAUUAAGCAAAACUCCUGGUGGUUUCGUUCCACAACAGUUUGAAAAUCCUGCAAACCCUGAGAUUCAUUACCGAACCACCGGUCCGGAGAUAUGGAGAGAUUCAGCAGGGAAAGUGGAUAUAUUUGUUGCUGGUGUUGGAACUGGUGGAACGGUUACUGGAGUAGGGAAGUUCCUCAAGGAGAUGAAUAAAGACAUUAAGGUUUGUGCGGUGGAACCUACAGAAAGUCCUGUACUCAGCGGAGGAGAACCAGGUCCACAUUUGAUCCAGGGAAUUGGUGCUGGUAUCAUCCCAACAAAUUUGGAUUUAAGCAUUGUUGAUGAAAUCAUUCAAGUGGCAGGUGAGGAAGCCAUUGAAACAGCCAAACUUAUUGCUCUCAGAGAAGGAUUGUUGGUCGGAAUCUCAUCUGGAGCAACAGCAGCUGCUGCGUUAAAGGUUGCAAAGCGUCCAGAGAACGCAGGGAAACUCAUUGUGGUGAUAUUUGGCAGUGGAGGAGAACGUUAUUUAUCGACCAAACUGUUUGAUUCUGUCAGAUACGAAGCAGAGAAUUUGCCGAUUGAAUGAGAAGCUAAAGCAGAUUACUAUGUGAUUAAAAAUAACAAAGGCAACCUUUGUGAUUUCGUUUAGAAAUGUGUGUUCAGUGUGAAAACAACCAAAAAAAUGUUAAGCAUUACACAACACCCAUUGGAACCUAAAAAAACCGUUUAGUUUCUUC
Messenger RNA from Raphanus sativus (radish), 1262 nucleotides. Its product is annotated as bifunctional L-3-cyanoalanine synthase/cysteine synthase D2-like. The transcript has 10 exons. Bases 140 to 1111 code for a protein of 323 amino acids. Gene Ontology annotation, cellular component: cytoplasm. Gene Ontology annotation, molecular function: cysteine synthase activity. The record is from RefSeq and is a predicted model, not a curated record. NCBI's taxonomy places the organism in Eukaryota, Viridiplantae, Streptophyta, Magnoliopsida, Brassicales, Brassicaceae.